Xyrauchen texanus (razorback sucker) is the source of this 2217-nucleotide messenger RNA. RefSeq names its product transcription factor SOX-11-like. The transcript has 2 exons. The record is from RefSeq and is a predicted model, not a curated record. Gene Ontology annotation, biological process: anatomical structure morphogenesis; regulation of DNA-templated transcription; cell differentiation. The coding region runs from base 315 to 1409 and encodes 364 amino acids. Gene Ontology annotation, molecular function: DNA-binding transcription factor activity, RNA polymerase II-specific; RNA polymerase II cis-regulatory region sequence-specific DNA binding. Lineage: Eukaryota; Metazoa; Chordata; Actinopteri; Cypriniformes; Catostomidae.
GUGAGUGACUGAGAGAAGACUGAAGGAGAGAGAGAGAGAGAGAGAGAGAGAGAGAGAGAGAGAGAGAGAGAGAGAGCAUCUGAGAGAAAAGGUUUGCAUGCAGAUUGCCCUGGACAGCCUAGUAAAACAGCAGGAACACAUUGGAGAGCUUUUUUUCAAGUGACUUCCAUUACAAUUGCUACAGCAGAGGAGAUGCUCAUAUGAGGAGAGAAAGUGACUCAGAAUUACUCUGCAUUUUAUCACAAGAGGCUCUCUUUGUUUCUACUGAAAAACGCAGAAAUUGAGUCGAUGCAUCUUAGAGUGUCUAGUCAUGGAUGACUCUAGAGAACCUACUGAAUAGAUCUCAGUCCAACAUCAUGGUUCAGCAAAGGAGCCACAAAUACUCGUCAGUCAUGGACAGCAAUUCUACCAGAGAGGUGUUUGUGGGACUGGCAGCAGAAGAAGAUGCUGAGGUGUUUGGACACGUACCCUCCAACAAAGACCCCAACUGGUGCAAAACUCCUACUGGGCACAUCAAGAGACCAAUGAAUGCUUUUAUGGUCUGGUCACAGAUUGAGAGACGAAAGAUCAUGGAGCAGUGGCCAGACAUGCACAAUGCUGAGAUCUCAAAACGUCUUGGAAAGCGCUGGAAAUUACUGCCUGAUUAUGAGAAGAUCCCCUUCAUUAAAGAGGCAGAGAGGUUGCGCCUUAAGCACAUGGCUGACUAUCCUGACUACAAGUACCGUCCCAGGAAGAAGAGCAAGUGCUCCACCCCUGUGAAACUUGGGGAGAAGCUGUCCCUGAAAUCCAGCAGGUCCCAUUCAGGAAGAUCUACUGGGCUUUCCAGCAAAGGGCUAAAGAUUAAACCCACUUCCUCCAAGCAUAACUUAAGUGGCAAUAAAUACAAGAGCUACAUCGAGAGCAUGAGCGAUGACGACACAGUGGACUUAAACAUAGAAAGUCCUGUGAUGUUACAAGAUAACCACAACCAGACAAGUCACCUUGUCCUUCACCAGCCGGCUACCGUUCACCCUGAGCACCAGCGAGCAGUUCCUGAGCUCAGAGAGAAGGUGCCCAUCUCCCACACCAGCAGUUUCUCCUCCGACAGCGAGUGCCAGGCUCCACCAGAGUCCACAAUGAGUGAGCCACAAGGGUCGACCUGUGGUAGAUCUUCCACACCCACCUCCACCAGCUCCUCAUCUUUAGUGUCAUCAGUAUGUUCAGAUGAGGAACUGGACGAGGAACUCUUGCAUAUCAUAUCUAACAGUAUGCCUAUGGACUGCUCCACUUUGGACAAGGACUUUGAAGCAUUUCAUGCCAACUCAGGAUCUCAUUUUGACUUCCCAGAUUACUGCACUCCAGAGGUGAAUGAAAUGAUUUCUGGGGACUUGCUUGUACCCAGCAUCUCAGAUCUAGUGUUCACCUACUGAAGUCAAGUUGAGUGUUAUUGGGCCAGCAUAGCUGCCAAUUUUAAAUUAGAGAGGUCUUGAAAUGAUGUAGUCUUGGACAAUUUCUUACUCCAUGUGUUUAUUUUUCUCAAUGAAUUCCGUAAGUGCUAUUGCUUUCCUUUCCAAGCAUGUCACAUCUUGUUGGUUUAGCUAAGCGACACACAGGGCUAUGCAGAGCUGUUUACAAGAGUAAGAUGUUUAGAAUUUCUCUAACACUUUUUAGGUCAGAGGCAGCUGGGUGAAAUACUUAGUGACAAGAAAGUUUUAACAGCUGCCUUGAUAAAUGUUUUAAACAACACGUUAAUGUCUUGAAGCCUCUGAUGGGAAGCAGUCAAGCUGUGAUCAGUUCCAGACAAAGAUAGUAUCUAUUUAAUAUGCAGCACUGUCAUUUUCAUGACUGCUCAUAACAGUGUUACUUCUAAUCAUUACACAUUCAAAUGAGUUCUCCAAGAAGCUUCUGCGGACAUACUCAAAUGUAUUGCCGUCGGGAGGUCUGCUGACAGUAUCGGAGCAGAAAUAUUAUGAAAAACUGAGGUGGAAAUGAUGAAAAGGAAAUGAUGAAGCUUAUUAAAAUCUGCAGCACUUAUCAGGCACACAGUAUAGCAUUAGUAAUGCAGUGCUGACACAUAAUUCAUAUCGUAUUCUUUAAUUAGGUAAUAGCACUUUCAUCACCUUGCUAUUGUUGCAGACUUUGAGACACACGUGUGCUUUAAAAGCAGCUCUGCAUCGGCCCUGCAUGCAGGUGUUUGUGCGAGUGUCUAUGUGUGCCUGAACUGUUUGGACUGCGGAC